AUGGCUCUUUUUCCCGCUUGGCUAUCGGCUGUCAUCCUCUUCCCUCACUCCCCACCCACCACCGGCCAUGGUUGCAUCCUCAACUGUCCGCGUGCCGCGUCCUUCUCCUUGAUUUCGCGAACCAUCUCUGGACCGCUCCCGCUGUUCCCUGCACCCAUCAGCAUAAGCAUCACCAUCGCCGGGAACCACGACCCUCUAUUUCUGUUCCUCUGUCACAGCCACCAUGUACGCUUCUUAUGCAGAGAGAAGUCGCGCAGUUAUCUCCCCGUCUCAGAUCAAUAUUUCGAAAAGAGGGAUUCAACGACACAUCCUGCUUGCUUGUCAGUCAUCUUCUUUUCUCUCUCUCUCUCUCUGUCUCUCUCUCGUGUCUAUGUUGCUUGUCGGCUUGUUCAAUCUAGAAUGUUUCUCAGUGUGGUUCAGCCGAAAAGUCUCAAUAGUGAUGGCGGCGGUAUGUUUGGAGACAGUGACAAAGAUGGUAGAAAAGAUGGUGGUAGUAAGAGAAAAGAGCCAAGGAGCCGAAUUCUGUUUGGUGAGGAGAGAAAGAAUCUGCGACAGGCAGAAGAGGGAACGAUGGAAACUGGAAGUAGGUUUUGA
Messenger RNA from Acanthosepion pharaonis, 594 nucleotides. The record is from the annotation of a GenBank genome assembly. NCBI's taxonomy places the organism in Eukaryota, Metazoa, Mollusca, Cephalopoda, Sepiida, Sepiidae.